AUGGAUAGCUUACCUUUUCAUCUCCUCGAGGAGAUUCUCUUCAAACUGAAUGACAAAUCUCUGGCGAUAAUGCAAUGUGUGGACAAAUCUAUCAACUCCCACAUAUCCAACGAUCCUUAUUUCAAAUCCAACCUCAAGGGUUCUUUUCCCGCUGCGAUGGAAGUAGAUGAGAACGUGGAGGUCAUGAAGGUGGAUCUGAUUGAUGAUAAAGGUAAGUCCGGUCUAGGUAUGAUCAAGAGAGUUAUUAAUACAAUCUCAGCAUAUGCUCAGAAAAAGAAAACGGGAGUUGGAAAAAGAUUGUUGAAUGAAGAUGAUACCACACUGAAGAUGGAGUUGCAAUCUUCUUAUUCUUCUUACAAGUUAAUUAACGUGGAGAGAAUCAACAAAAGAAGAAGAGUGAAGUCGUAUGCAUGGAACUAG
This is a messenger RNA of Brassica oleracea var. oleracea, 420 nucleotides long. RefSeq lists its product as uncharacterized. Bases 1 to 420 code for a protein of 139 amino acids. The transcript has a single exon. The record is from RefSeq and is a predicted model, not a curated record. NCBI's taxonomy places the organism in Eukaryota, Viridiplantae, Streptophyta, Magnoliopsida, Brassicales, Brassicaceae. Gene Ontology annotation, molecular function: protein binding.